This is a messenger RNA of Suillus paluster, 3684 nucleotides long. RefSeq lists its product as uncharacterized. NCBI's taxonomy places the organism in Eukaryota, Fungi, Basidiomycota, Agaricomycetes, Boletales, Suillaceae. The record is from RefSeq and is a predicted model, not a curated record. The coding region runs from base 1 to 3684 and encodes 1227 amino acids. The transcript is spliced from 18 exons.
AUGCACGGUGUGCCCUCUCAAGAAUGGCAAAUGUCAUUUGAUGGAGUUUCGGCAUAUCUCAAAACACAUAGCACAAGGAAUCCACGUGCGCUACCAUCCACAGCACCCGUGCCAGUGGCAGAUAAUGGGCACUCCGAAUCCGAGCUUUUGAACAAAAUGAUUGGCAACCGCACGUUCGGGUUCGACAAGGGUCCUUUGGACUUAUUCACAGAAGUCAAGGCAAUUAUCGCUUCGGGAGAAGUACCCUUCUCAACACCACUUGCCCCGAUCAACGACGAGCAAGAACUUUCUGACGACAACACACCUGAUUUUGGGAUAGAGCUCCCUGAUGAUAUCCACGAAAGAACGAACAUCAAGGACACUGUCUCGCUGGACAAUCCAGCGUAUCCCUGGCCAUCAAAAGCGCAUUUCGUGACCUCUCUCCUUUUCAGCUCUCCGCGUCUCCCAUUUUCUGAUGCCCAGAAGAGGGCAGUCCUCAGUUGGGUGCAAGAGCUCGGCGCUCGAGAUGUCCCCUCACUUGGCGCCAUCAAGAAAUCCCAUAUGUAUCUGGAUACUCUUGUCGGCGAUCCGACAGAGAAGGUGACAGCUCGUUCUGGGAAUGUAUUUUACAUCAAUGAUGUUGCGAAAUUGAUCGCAAAGGACUAUGCAAAUCCACUAACUCAUUUUGCAAUGCAAGACUAUCCGGAAGAUAGCGGGGAGGGAAUGUCGCAAGUGUUCAACGGCAAGAAGAUGUUGCUUGAUCUGCCCUCACCACCUGCAGUUCGUGUGGAUGGAAUGAUCUAUUUCACAGGUGAACUAUUACAGGAUGAUUCUGGAGGGUAUUUUAUACCGGAGCGCUUUUUUCAUGCCGCGCUGCCUGCAGAUUUGAGUGACGGCGACUCUGACCCAUGCGAGCAGUCAGAUGAGAAGGCCUUAUAUGCACUUGGUCGGGUGGUCGAACGAACGGAGGCCAGAUUCAUCGUUAACGAGGAAUGUGAACUUGAUUGUGGCCUCACGCCUUCAUCGGCCAAAUAUGCAUCGCUUUCUCCGAAUCCGCUGCAUGAGAAGUCUAACGGCCGGAUGGUCCAUAUGGUUCCCCUCCUCAUUUUUAUGGACAAUGUUUCUGGCAAUGUCUCAAAGCAAUGGAACAAACACCACACAAUUUACAUGUCAAAUGCCAACCUACCACGUGAGAUGCUCAAGAAGGAAUUUUUUGUUAACGCUGCCACAUCUGGUAUUGUCGCCUGGGAUUGCAAAUACAAUGAAGAGGUUUUGUUGAUUCCGUAUGGGCUUUUCCUGGCUGGAGACAAUCCCAUGCAAGCAGAAGAAUGUAGCCACGCGGGCUUAAACUGCAACUAUUUUUGCAGGACUUGUGAUAUUGGUGGGACGAAAGAACACAAGGCGUCUGGUGAUGGGUACAGCAGCCUUUUCAUGUCGGGCAAUCUACGAACCCCCGAAAAUACGAUGGCAGAGAUCCGACAACAGUUUGAGAUUGCGUUGAAGUCAGGAGCAUCGGAGAAGAUCAAGAAUUCAGUGUCAUCGACUGGUGUUUGCGAUUCCGCUUCUGGUUUGAUCCUUAACGCAUUAGUGGAACUCGGGAAGAAACUUCGAAAGUGUGCGGCCAGCACCCAAGCAAUGCCUGAAGCUGAAGUUACAGCUGUCCUUGAGAAAGAGUUUGCGGAACUUUUGCAAGGCAACAAGCUUGAUGACACUAUUAACCCGUUGUUGGGGAUGGAAGGUCUCGAUAUACACUUGGACACUCCGACGGAAAUUCUGCAUACAAUACUGCUUGGCAUUGUCAAGUAUUUUUGGGGGCAAACCGUUUUUUUGCUUGACAAGGCAAAGCUCAUGGGCAUCUUUCAGAUCCGUCUCAACUCUGUUGAUAAGGACGGACUCAAUGCUCCAUGCUUGAAUGCAGACUACGUCUGCCAUUACAAAGGUAGUCUGAUAGGAAAACAUUUCAAAAGCUUGGUGCAAGUGAUGCCAUUUUUAAUUUAUGACCUCGUCCCUUUGACUGUUCUCAAUGUGUGGACUGUGAUAGGAGAACUCGUUGUACUCGUCUGGCACACAAAAAUUGUAAAUACAGAAGCUUAUCUUGCAAAGUUGUCUCGAACGAUUCAAGAUUUUCUUAAUGUCACAGUGCACAAUCGCCAGGCACCAAGCCACAACACUUGCCGAGUAUUUGCUCAUCAAGAUGCCAUCAAGCAUAUCGUCACUGGCGGGUAUUGGUAUGAUAACAAAGCCUCGAAAUGGGUCCGGGGAGGAGCACAAAUUCUAGGGUAUCUUGACGAACACCCAGAGCAAGCACAAUUGCUUGGGUUAUCAGUCUUCAAUCGCAGUACUCCGAUACCUGGUUCCAGGAAAACUCAGACUACUCUUGGCACUAACAGAAAAACAGCAAGAGAUAACACAGUGGCCUGGAACGAAACUCAUUGCUGGAAGAUUCUAAAGACUGCGCAGCCUGGCGUUGUUUACUAUCAAGGCAAAUCGGUUGUAGCGAGGGAAGGGGAUGUCGCAUAUCUGAAUAGUCAUGUUAUCUUCCGUCGAGCAACAGAUGGACAGCUCUUUUCGUUCACAGACGCUUUGCACGCUUCUGUCCAUCUACCCUGUCUGAACCUGACCGACGAUGAGAUUGUCACGACGGCGGUGUGUACAGAGACCCUCCAGCAACCUGUGCGCCAAGAACGGCUCGAAACUUCUCGUAUGAAACCUAUCAUUCGGCACAAGUCAACCCCACACUACUUCAUCAACGCCUACUCUAUUCAUAACUACAAUCAUAUCCAUCUUGUAAUUCCCGAGACGCUCCGUGAAUCGCCACUGAGAGUUACGAAUGUGGCAGAGGUUCAGGAAAUGGCCGUGCGACAAAUGAAGCAGAAGAAGGCUUUGAAGAAAUCCGGUGACACACCCCAAUUAGAUGACCAUAUGGAGCACAAUACCCAGGUCCCUCUGGUUGCAGUUCCUACCUUUGAUCGGGCCCCUCCCAAGUCAAGGACAACUGUGAAAUCAAAGGCAAAGGCAACCACUUCCAGCACACAAAGGAAGGCAGCAACAUCGAAGACCAGUCAAAUGAUUGCCGGUCCCUCUAGCCAGCUUCCAUCUGUCCAGCAAGAUUCAAUGGAUUCCCUCCCCCCCAAUACUACCACCCUCCUCUACACCAUUCACAACUUCCUCCACCACAGUUAUAUGGUCCUGCUGCCACCAGCUCCGUAUCUCUACCUAGGGGGCUCACAGCAACGUCACGAGGUUAUAGAAAGGUCGUAUACCACAACAGCAGCACCUGUACUCCCAUCUACACCCCCACCCACAAUGGCAACAGCAACAGCACCUGUACCCUCAUCCACACCCCCACUCGCAACAGCAACACCAACAGCACCCUCAUCCACACCCCCGCCCACAGCAUUAGCAGCAGUAGCACACUGCACUCCUCCGUCAUAUCAUGAUUGCAGCUCCUCUGCCGUUUUUCGUCAACCCAUACCGCAGCAGCAGCACGCGGUUCACCAGAUGAAGCUGCACUCCUCCGUCACCAUCGCAGCUCCUCUCUGUGCUUGUCACCAACCCGCACUGCAGCAGCACGGCUCACUCACCAGACGAAGUUCCACCCCCCCAUCACAAUCACAGCUUCUUUCUGGCAUCUGUCGCCAACCCACACUGCAGCAGCAGCAGCAACAGCAACAGCAACAGUGUGGCUCACCGGGCAAAGUUUGA